ACAAAGAGAAAGAAAUAAAGAAAGAGUCAUGCAUCUUUUCUGAUACAACAACAACACAGAGAGAAUCCUCUAGCUUUAGACCUAACCCCACCAUUUCGUUUCACUACCCCAUUUUCUCAUCACCACCCAAUCAAAUAUGUGAACUUUCUUCUACUGGUUUUUCUGGUAUUUUGAUAGGAAAAGAAGAAAAUAACAAUGGCUGUUCAGGCCCACUUAAAUUCUGGGAAUUAUCUGGGUUUGCCCACCAAUAUGUGUUCUCUCCAAGAUUUGACUUUCAAUCCUGUUCUUGGUAUUGACGACGAUACCCAUCUCUUUGGCCAUCAACAGGCUCAGCUUCAUCUCAAUAAUAAUGGGGUUUAUUCCUCCUCUUCUUCUGAUAGUCUUCUCCGAACGGCUUUUCCUCUAGACGCGCAAAUGGAGUUGCAGAGGCAAGAACUCGAAUGCAUUCUUCAGUUACAGAAUGAGAAGUUGAGAUUUGCCUUGCACGAGCAAAGAAAGCAACAGCUUUUGGCUCUGAUGAGCAGUUUGGAGUCGAAAACGCUGAGUCUGAUAAGGCAAAAGGAAGCGGAUUUGGCCGAAGCGAGAAAGAAAGGAAUGGAGCUCCAAGUCCGACUGAGGAAAGUGGAAAUCGAAAGCCAAACAUGGCAGAGAGUAGCGAAAGCAAACGAGGCCAUGAUAAUGGACCUUAACAAUACGCUUCAAGAAGUUAGAGAGAGACAAGUUUGGGUCGGUAAUCGAGCCGAAGACGCAGAGUCGUCUUGUGAAGAAUUAGGAGGAAAGGUGACGAGCCCAGAAACGUCAAUGGUUUGCAGAAGCUGUAAAGCUCAGAAUUCAUGCGUUCUUUUCCUUCCUUGCAGACACCUCUGUUCGUGCAAAUCCUGUGAAGCUUUUCUUGGUUCUUGUCCCGUUUGUGAGUCCACAAAGGAGGCAAGUAUGGAGGUCUUUUUGGUCUAA
Molecule: messenger RNA, 954 nt
Organism: Morus notabilis
Lineage: Eukaryota; Viridiplantae; Streptophyta; Magnoliopsida; Rosales; Moraceae
Product: probable BOI-related E3 ubiquitin-protein ligase 2
Exons: 2
Coding region: 196-954 (252 amino acids)
Molecular function (GO): ubiquitin-protein transferase activity
Source: RefSeq, a predicted model, not a curated record